UAUAUCCUCUGUGAUCCUCCCACUUCUCCCGGUCCACGUUCUCAUCUCUUUUGCUUCUCUCCUCCCCAACUACAUACCUAAUAUCCCUCCUCCCCCACUCCCCACUAUUUCCAUCAUGGCCGACCAAGCUGUGUAAGUACUCAAGUCUCCCUCCCAUUUGCUUCCAUCGUCUAUGCAUUUAUGCCAUUGCUUCGUGCAUGCAUCACUCGGUCAAUCCUCUUCGAUCAUGCGGCUGCCGUCUUGGAGCGCACACUAGCUUCUCGACGUACUUCGGAUCAUUGUUUAUGAAUUCGAUUUCCCCUUCGUCUGUGAAUUCAUCACGAUGAGGAGGCCGCGGUUGUAUGGAGGUCCGCAUUGAAUCCCACGGCCGAAAAGCCGUGUGGUUCAGUGUCCCCCUCCCCAUAUGUCAAUUCUCUUUUCUAUCUGCCCAGCUAUUGACAUGGAACUUGGCGACUGACUGUAGCGCCCGUCUCGCCGGCAUCAAUGUCGGCGCUCCGGCGCGUCCUCUGCCUAGUGCUGAUUUCGGUCUCAUCGGUCUGGCCGUUAUGGGUCAGAACCUGAUCCUUAACGUUGCUGACCACGGUUUCACUGUCUGCGCCUACAACCGCACAACCUCCAAGGUCGACCGCUUCUUGGAGAACGAGGCCAAGGGCAAGUCCAUUGUCGGUGCCCACUCCAUUGAGGAGUUCUGCGCCAAGCUCAAGCGUCCCCGCCGUAUCAUGCUCCUGGUCAUGGCUGGUAAGCCCGUUGACCAGUUCAUCGAGUCUCUCCUGCCCCACCUUGAGGAGGGUGAUAUCAUCAUCGAUGGUGGUAACUCCCACUUCCCCGACAGCAACCGCCGCACCAAGUACCUUCAGGAGAAGGGCAUCCGCUUCGUCGGCAGCGGUGUCUCCGGUGGUGAGGAGGGUGCCCGUUACGGUCCCUCUUUGAUGCCCGGUGGUAACGAGGAGGCUUGGCCCUACAUCAAGGACAUCUUCCAGAGCAUCGCCGCCAAGAGCGACGGUGAGGCUUGCUGCGACUGGGUUGGUGACGAGGGCGCCGGUCACUUCGUCAAAAUGGUCCACAACGGUAUCGAAUACGGUGACAUGCAGCUCAUCUGCGAGGCCUACGAUAUCCUCAAGCGCGGUCUGGGUCUCAAGGGCAAGGAGAUCGCUGAUGUCUUCGCCCAGUGGAACAAGGGUGUCUUGGACUCCUUCCUCAUUGAGAUCACCCGUGACAUCCUCUACUACAACGAUGAGGAUGGAACUCCCCUCGUCGAGAAGAUCCUUGACAAGGCUGGUCAGAAGGGUACCGGCAAGUGGACUGCCGUCAACGCUCUCGACCUUGGCAUGCCCGUCACUCUGAUCGGUGAGGCCGUCUUCUCCCGCUGCUUGUCUGCCAUCAAGGACGAGCGUAUCCGCGCCAGCGGCCUUCUCAGCGGCCCUACCCCUGAGUUCGACGGUGACAAGCAGGCUUUCAUCGAUGACCUCGAGCAGGCCCUGUAUGCCUCUAAGAUUAUUUCCUACGCCCAGGGCUUCAUGCUCAUCCAGGAGGCUGCCCGUGAGUACGGCUGGAAGCUGAACAAGCCCUCCAUUGCCCUCAUGUGGCGUGGUGGUUGCAUCAUCCGUUCCGUCUUCCUUAAGGAUAUCACCAACGCUUACCGCAACAACCCCGACCUUGAGAACUUGCUCUUCGACGACUUCUUCAACAAGGCUAUUCACAACGCCCAGAAGGGCUGGAGAAACGUUGUUAGCAAGGGUGCUCUCUGGGGUAUCCCCACCCCUGCUUUCAGCACUGCCCUCAGCUUCUUCGACGGCUACCGCACCCGGGACCUUCCCGCCAACUUGCUGCAGGCUCAGCGUGACUACUUCGGUGCCCACACUUUCCGCAUCAAGCCCGAGCACGCCAGCGAGACCUACCCUGAGGGCAAGGACAUCCACGUCAACUGGACUGGCCGUGGUGGCAACGUCUCUGCGUCGACCUACAUUGUUUAAAUUGAACACGCGAUGUAAUACGCUGGACGUGAAGCCUCGCACGGGUCUAGCAGGGGACAGUUGGACUGAUCUCAGGGAGUUGGCGACAUGCGCUCACUGAGUGAAGAAUGAUCUGAUGAAAACAAGAAGCGAAACAG
Messenger RNA from Aspergillus saccharolyticus JOP 1030-1, 2110 nucleotides. Its product is annotated as NADP(+)-dependent, decarboxylating phosphogluconate dehydrogenase. Gene Ontology annotation, molecular function: phosphogluconate dehydrogenase (decarboxylating) activity; NADP binding. The record is from RefSeq and is a predicted model, not a curated record. Gene Ontology annotation, cellular component: cytosol. Bases 342 to 1973 code for a protein of 543 amino acids. The transcript has 4 exons. Gene Ontology annotation, biological process: pentose-phosphate shunt; pentose-phosphate shunt, oxidative branch. NCBI's taxonomy places the organism in Eukaryota, Fungi, Ascomycota, Eurotiomycetes, Eurotiales, Aspergillaceae.